AUGGCAGCGCUCACAGGGGAGCGUGGCACCUGUCUUUCUGCUCUCCACUGCCCCCCGCCCCUCCUGCCCAGCCCCAGGCCUCUGUGUGCUGCUCACUCCAUUGUGUCAGCCUUCACAAGUGCUCAGUUUGAGUGGCAGGCCGUCACAGAUCAGUUCCCAGCUAAAGCGGCCCGGCAGGCCAGGGUGACGGGCCAGGAAGGGAUCUAA
Molecule: messenger RNA, 207 nt
Organism: Knipowitschia caucasica
Lineage: Eukaryota; Metazoa; Chordata; Actinopteri; Gobiiformes; Gobiidae
Source: the annotation of a GenBank genome assembly